Molecule: messenger RNA, 841 nt
Organism: Sphaerodactylus townsendi
Lineage: Eukaryota; Metazoa; Chordata; Lepidosauria; Squamata; Sphaerodactylidae
Gene: UCN
Product: urocortin
Exons: 2
Coding region: 1-417 (138 amino acids)
Cellular component (GO): extracellular region
Molecular function (GO): hormone activity
Source: RefSeq, a predicted model, not a curated record
AUGAAACGAGUACCUCUGCCCAUCCUUGUGGCCUCGCUCCUGCUGGUCUCCGGGUCCUCCCUUGGAGCCGGUCGAGUUCCGGACUUCGACGGCAACGCAGAGAGCGGUUUGAGCCUCCGGCUGCGACGUCUACUCUUGGGAGAGGAUCGAGCCCCCCGGUCGCCCCUGGCUCCCCCGCUGCCUGCCCCCGGUCACGACGAGGCGCUGGCGGCGCGAUCCCUGGUCCGGGCGGGUCCGCCGGGGGAGCUGCGCCGCCGCCUGAGGGAGCUGAGCGAGCGCCUGAAGCGCCAGCAGCCGGUGGUCCCCAUGGACCCGACCUUCCGCAUCCUGCUCCUGAUGCUCGAGAUCGCCCGGGCUGAGAGCCAGCGGGAGCAGGCAGAACAGAACCGCCUCAUCUUCGACUCCGUGGGCAAGUGACGCCGGCCAGGCAAGCAAGUGGCGGAGUCCCCUCCCGGCUGCCCCCCGCCCCGUCUGCCCCCAGCAGCAGCAGCAGCAGCAAGAGGAGAGGAUCGCCCCCACCCGGACAGCGCACUUGCUUGGCUCCGGCACGUCCCCAGGGAGUCGCUCCAGGCAAGUACGCUGCCGCUCGGGGAACGAGAGCCCGAGGCACCGGCGUCGGUCCAGGAUCGAUUCUGGUACAAAGGAGACAGCUUCCAGGAGCAUGCAGAAGAGGAAACCGCCCAGCCUACAGUCUCCUGAGUGUCCUUAAGAAACUUACAUGAUUUUUAAACUAAAAGAACCUAACCAACAUAGAUCUACCUAACUGAAUAAAAAGACAUAUACCUUUAAUCAUAAAAUAAAAAUCUGUUUUAUUUUUAUUUUGUGGCUUACAACUCCUCUG